UUAGCCAUUAUUAUCAAAAUUUAAGUUAUUUUAUUAAUUUUCGUGUAAAUUGUCAGUAUUUUUUUACAAUGGGGAAAUUUAAAAUGCCUACAGUGCAAAAAUUCUUAGAAAAAAAGUUCUUAUACGAUCCCAAAAAAGAUCCGCCAUGGGUCUAUUUAGAAAAGGAAAUGGUAGCGAAUCUCGAUAAGAAACCAUACAAUGAGAAAGUGGGAGAAUGGCUUAAGUAUUUAAAAGAUUUGAAGUAUCAUUAUCACUGCGAAGAAAAAAGAAAACUAAGAAGGCUUAAUUAUGAAGCUGGGCCUCCAUGGUAUAUGGAACUUUCGAAUGCCCAACGGCAAGUCCUAGCUGGUUUGAAGGCUAGCAUCCAUCAGGAUUUACUUGAGGACCUGCCUAGUCGGACUCGGAAAUCCUUAUCAGACCUUGGUAUUACCUUGAAGAUAUCUAAAAACAUGCUCAUGAAAGCCAUGUUAGAAAGUGUCGAAGACGCGGGUAUUUUUAUUUGGAAUCUUUAUACCGCGUUAUACAAAUCUCCGCCCAGUGAGGCAAGAACAACGUACAGCAUGAACGCAAUGAUUAUGUUGUCGUCUCUAGUAUGCAUCGACUUAGAGGAGUGUAUAAGUAGGCUGGAGAAAUUGGUGAAGCUUAAGAAACGCCCGCCACCGCCACCACCGAAACCUCAAAAGAAGAGCUACACGCCAAACUGUCGAUACGGUCAAUAUUUACAGCAAAUGUAUGUACCAUUUUAUUGCAAGCACCCUUCUGGUAAUGAAGAACCGCCGCCACCACCAGAACUUGAUUAUAAAUUUCGCUUAAGAAGCGAAGAGAGUUACACUGCUCUGUGCAAGGAUCUCUCCUUUAUGGCAAAAAGAAAAGAGAGGAAUAAGAAAGAACAACAAUCGGAAAGGGUGUGUAAUUAUAAAUUCUGGGAACCACCGAGUACAUUGCGAAACACCGACCCUAAAAUGGCAGCUUACGUCAACAAGUUGAAAAUGCUCAAGUUAAAAGCAAAACAGAAGUAUAAAACUCCGUACAGAAACGUCCAGUUUCACGUAGCUGGAGUUUCAUUCACGGGUGGAAGACCCAACUACUUAUUGGCUAACGUUGCCAUCCUUCCCACGGGAUACAUUCCGAUCAACGCUGGAGUGGUGGCCGUGGGCGCGGAGUUCGUGACUACCAUCGCUGGUUUCUGGAAGUUCCCUAGGGACAUGAAGAGAAAGUGCGAUGCCAAGUGCACCUGUUUGGCUAAAUGGGAGAAACCAGUGAUGGACUACAUACAAGAGUCAAAAUGUAAAUGCGGACAUCUUUACGACUUUCACCAAGAAGGGAAAGCGGCUGAAAAAUAUUUCUAUCCGGCUGGUAAACAUGGACCUUUUUGGAUAGACAAGGCCAAAGUCUUCCAGAUGGAUCCAAUGGAAGACUUCGUAAAAGAGACAGUCAGAUUGGCUGUCAAGUCUGCAGAACCAACGCCGGUAAAUUCACAGCCUACAAUAUCAGUUUCUGGACUAAAAGUAAAAGAGCUCUUGGCUGCGUUUUUAGCAGAUCUCUCGGAUACACCUUUAAUAAUACCACAUUUACCAAGAGCAUACUUAUUAAACAAUCUACAGGAGUGGGUAAGAAAACGAAUAAAUGGCAAUCUUACUGCUGUUGAUCAUAAACAAAUGAAAUUAAUAUCUCUGCGGAGAUGGCUCGAUUUAAAACAUGUCGACUUCCGAGCCCGAGCUGGCAGGAUUCCAUUCACGGCGAAACAUUUGGAACGAAUGAAUUGGGCCUAUCGAAAACAAGUGCAAGAAUUGUUCGUAUUCUUAUUGAAUGAUUUCUCAACAAGAAAUAGAUUGAAGCAAGUUCACCAAACACGUUUGUGGUGGCCCACGAUGAAGUACGACGCUUAUCCGAAUAAACCUUUCCUGGACAUAUUUUUUACGUACAUGGCCGGAAGAAUGAAGGAUACUUUCAUAGUAAACCCCUACAGUUCUGAACUUACACCAAAGUAUGGGGCUAAGACUUGUCCCCUAAAAUAAAUGUAGAGACAACUUUAUGAAUUAUAAUAAUAAGGUUCUAUUAUUUGUUUCGUCUCGUAUUGUUAAUCUCUGAUAAUUUGUAUAUGUACUUUAUUUUAUUGUUCACUGAGCACAGUAUUAGUAGAGUGUGUUUAAGUACUUUUUGUGUUGGCAAAGUACGUUUAGAACUAUGUAAAAGUAAAAUUGUAAAAAAUAUAUAUCAAUUGUUUUAAAAAUGAGACUAAUUAGGUGUAACUGUAAAAAUAUUUUUUUUGUUAUGUAAAAUUUAAAACUGAUAAUAUAUAAAUGUAGAAAAAUAUUGCAAAAUGGAAAAA
This is a messenger RNA of Amyelois transitella, 2332 nucleotides long. RefSeq lists its product as uncharacterized. The transcript is spliced from 15 exons. The record is from RefSeq and is a predicted model, not a curated record. Bases 69 to 2018 code for a protein of 649 amino acids. Lineage: Eukaryota; Metazoa; Arthropoda; Insecta; Lepidoptera; Pyralidae.